AUGACAGGAAAACCAAAGGGCAAAGUCCAUUUGCUGGACUAUGUGGCGGGCAACAUCCGAUCACUCGUCAAUGCCAUCGAGAAGUGCGGAUGGGAAGUUGAGUGGGUCCGAAGUCCGGAAGAUGUGAAGAAGGCCGACAGGAUUAUCUUGCCAGGCGUCGGUCAUUUUGGCCACUGCCUCACAUCGCUGUCCAACGCUGGAUACCUUCCUGUCAUUCGCGAACAUAUUGAAGCCGGCAAGCCUUUCUUCGGUAUAUGUGUUGGUCAGCAGGCGCUGUUCUCGUCGUCAGUCGAAGCGCCGAAUGUAGCUGGGUUGGGACUGAUCCCAACUUCACUCAAGCGCUUCGACCCAGCAGCUGCCGAAGAUGGAACCAAGAAGUCAGUUCCUUGUAUUGGGUGGAACUCAGCCAGCACGCUGCAUCACCAGGCUCAGGAGAAUGGCACUCGGCAAAGCUUCUACGGUCUAAGCGAAUCAAGCAAGUACUAUUAUGUGCAUUCAUACUUCGCACCAUACACGCCCGGAGAGCUUGAAAGGGACGGCUGGACUGUUGCAACAGCUAGAUACGGCAGCGAGACGUAUGUGGGAGCUAUUGGUCGCGGUAACGUUUUUGCUACGCAAUUCCACCCAGAGAAAUCAGGCGCAGCCGGCCUAAGAGUCAUCAAAGCGUUCCUCGAAGGAAGACAGCUUUCGGAGCCUCUGCAGAGCUCGGUAAACUCAAAAUUGGCUGAUGUUACGGACGCUAGAGGUGGCAUGAACGGUCUCACGCGCCGGAUUAUCGCUUGCUUGGACGUCCGUACUAACGACGCCGGUGAUCUAGUAGUCACUAAAGGCGAUCAAUAUGACGUACGUGAGAAGGACGACACCCGUGGUGUUCGGAACCUAGGGAAGCCAGUGGAGCUAGCGAAGCGAUAUUAUCAACAGGGAGCGGAUGAGGUGACGUUUCUCAACAUUACGAGCUUCCGAGAUGUGCCUAUUCGAGAUCUACCUAUGCUGGAGAUUCUACGGCGGACCAGCGAAGAGGUCUUUGUGCCCCUGACCAUUGGUGGUGGCAUCCGCGAUAUGGUCGAUCCUGGCACCUCCCAGACUGUGAAGGCACUGGAUGUUGCAAAGAUGUACUUCGAAAGCGGAGCGGAUAAGGUCAGUAUCGGUAGUGACGCCGUACUCGCUGCAGAAGAGUUCUGGAAGAGAGGUGGCAAGGGCGACGGCACAAGCGGGAUUGAAACCAUUAGCGCUGCCUACGGAAGGCAGGCAGUGGUUGUGAGCGUCGACCCUAAGAAGGUGUACAUCAAGAACGGUGAAGAAGCGCAGACACAUCACUUCGUCAAGUCCUCGGAAACAGAUGUCGAGGGAAGGUCAUUAUGCUGGUAUGCCUGUACGAUCAAAGGUGGCAGAGAAACCCGAGAUCUUGACGUGGUACAACUGGUCAAGGCUGUCGAGGCAAUGGGCGCCGGCGAGAUCCUAUUGAACGCUAUUGACCGCGAUGGCAGCAAUCGAGGCUAUGAUCUUGACCUGAUCCGGAUGGUAAAGGCUGCCGUGGGGAUUCCGGUGAUUGCAAGCAGCGGUGCAGGUGUACCACAGCACUUCGAGGAGGUGUUCAGAGAGACCGCGGUUGAUGCUGCCCUAGGGGCUGGCAUGUUCCACAGAGGAGAGUAUCUCGUCUCGCAAGUGAAAGACCAUCUCGGCGAACAAGGCUUGCUGGUAAGACCGUACGAGGAGCUGGCGCCGUAA
Molecule: messenger RNA, 1728 nt
Organism: Cyphellophora europaea CBS 101466
Lineage: Eukaryota; Fungi; Ascomycota; Eurotiomycetes; Chaetothyriales; Cyphellophoraceae
Product: imidazoleglycerol phosphate synthase, cyclase subunit
Exons: 2
Coding region: 1-1728 (575 amino acids)
Biological process (GO): L-histidine biosynthetic process
Molecular function (GO): oxo-acid-lyase activity; imidazoleglycerol-phosphate synthase activity
Source: RefSeq, a predicted model, not a curated record